AUGCCGCGAAUUAAUAUUAAAGGGGGUGUUUGGAGGAACACCGAAGAUGAAAUUCUCAAGGCAGCUGUUAUGAAAUAUGGGAAAAAUCAAUGGGCCCGUAUUGCAUCUCUCUUACACAGAAAAUCAGAUAAGCAAUGUAAAGCUCGUUGGUAUGAGUGGCUUGAUCCUAGCGUAAAAAAAACUGAAUGGAGCCGCGAAGAAGAUGAAAAGCUUCUUCACUUGGCAAAACUAAUGCCCACUCAGUGGCGCACAAUUGCACCUAUCGUCGGGCGUACUGCCAACCAAUGUUUGGAGCGGUAUGAGUACCUUCUCGACAAAGCACAAAACAUUGAUAUGAGUUCUCGUGAUGAUCCACGUCGUUUGAGACCGGGAGAAAUUGAUCCAACUCCUGAAACUAAACCAGCCCGCCCUGAUCCAGUUGACAUGGAUGAAGAUGAACUUGAAAUGCUUUCUGAAGCCAGAGCUCGUUUAGCAAACACACAAGGCAAAAAAGCCAAACGAAAGGCUCGUGAGCGUCAGCUUGAAAUUGCUCGUCGAAUGGCUAUGAUGCAGAAACGUCGUGAGUUGCGUGCUGCCGGCUUGGCCUCCACAAUCGCUCCUUUGGUUAACAAGCACCAAUUCAUUGAUUAUAAUCGCGAAAUUCCCUUUCAAAAACAACCUCCUAAAGGUUUCCAUGACACAUCAAAGGAGGUUCCUGAGCCCAAACCAAUCAAUUUCGAUCGUCUUCGUUUGGGCGAUAUUGAGAAAGAACCUUUCAUGGAGAGGGAAAAGCGUGAGAGGAAGAAGGAUGCUGAAAAGCAGAAAAAGCGUUUGGAAUCAGAUUUGCCCGCUGCUUUGCUUGCUCGUGAAAAAGAUAAUGGCGAACCAGCGAUCAAACGAUCCAAGUUGGUUUUGCCGGCACCUCAAAUCUCAGAUCAAGAGUUGGAGAAUCUUGUGAAAAUGGGUCAAGCUGGAGAGAAUGCUAUUCGAAUGGCACUAGAAGAUUCUCGUCCCGAUGCUACUGCUACACAGACUCUUCUUUCGGAGUAUGGUAAAGGAGCUGAGUCAAGUUUUGCCACUCCUCUUCAUUUGAUUGCCAAAACACCACUAGUUCAAUCAGAUUCCAUUAUCCAGGAGGCACAGAACAUAUUAGCUCUACACCAUGUUCAAACACCUCUGAAGGGAGGUGAGAAUACGGAGUUAUCGACUGGUGUAGUCAACAUUGUCGGGGCUACUCCACAGGCUCGUCAUCUACCUACGCCCAAUAUUCUCCUGCCCAGCCAACUCGCUGCUAAUACUCCUUUUAGAACUCCUCAAGUCGGAGCAACCCCUGGUCCUAGUGAGCCAUUAGUGGGCCAAACGCCGCGUCGAGACUUCCUCAAUAUCAAUGAAGGGGACUACAUGGAGCAUCCUCAAGCAAUGAAUGCAGCGAGCCUUCACACAAAGCUUGCAAAGCUGCCUCAACCUAAGAAUAAUUUUGAGAUCAGUAUGCCAGAUAGUGAGGAGGCUGAAUCAGUCCUCUCGGAACAAGUUGAGGGUUCAGAAGGUACUUCAGCCCACAUCGCAGAUCAAGCCGAACUCGACAGAGAAGCUGCUCAAGCCCGCGCGGCGGCAGCUGAUGCUGCGUGGGCGAAACGCAGUCAAGCUCUUCAACGCAGUCUUCCUCGUCCCACAGUGGUCAAUGACAGUGUACUCAGACCCCCUACUGAAGAGCCUGGUCUUACUGACCUUCAAAAAGCUGAGGAGUUGAUUAAACAAGAGAUGCUCACCAUGCUACAUUAUGAUAGUUUACACAAUCCACCACAUACUCUGUUGAAUGAUUUGUCAAGAAAUGCCGAAGGAAAACUGUUGAGUGCUACAGCUCAACAGAAGAAACUGCAACAGCUGAAUGCAACUCACGAAGUGUUUUUGAGGAAUAAUGAAUAUGAGGAGUUCGAUGACGAGAUUUUGUCCGCGGCCGCAAAUGCGAUAAAAGAAGAGGAGAGUGUUGUUCGAGCAGGAAUGGGACAUGGCGACGUAUCGGGUGAGGCCUACGCCAAAGUUUGGGAGGAAUGCCUCUCCCAAGUCCUCCAUUUACCUCAACACCAUCGCUUCACCCGUGCUAACUUGGUGCCCAAGCAGGAACGUAUCAAUGCCGCAGAAAAGCGUCUUGAGGUACUGCGUGGGCUCAUGGCUGAUGAGGCUAAGAAAGCUGCCAGACAGGAGAAGAAAUUGGCUAUUCUUCUUGGUGGUUAUCAAAACCGUGCACAAACCCUCACUAAAGCUAUCCAAGAGUCUGUUGAACAGAUUGAACAAAGCCAAAUCGAGUUCUCUUCACUAGAAUAUCUUCGACAGCAAGAAAUUGGUGCUAUCGUUCGACGAACUGAUACCUUAGAAGUUGAUGUUGAGCGCCAAAGAAAUCGCGAGGCUGAAUUGCAGAAGAUGUAUGGUAAACUCGCCCGUCUAAAGGAGGAUCUAAUCUCCAAGAGGGAGGAAAUCAAUCAAAAUGCCGCCACCCCUCCCCUUUUGCCAACACCAAGAGAAUCUAAUACCAUCAAUGAAGACGAUACGGGUGGUUGGACUACUGUUCGGGCUGCAGAAGAUGAGAUUGUUGAAUCAAUGAAUUCAGGAGCACAAACAGAUCCGAUGGAGACAAACGUAAUUCAUCCUAUUGAACGUGGUGUGGAUUUAGACGCGGAUUCUUAA
Messenger RNA from Rodentolepis nana, 2664 nucleotides. NCBI's taxonomy places the organism in Eukaryota, Metazoa, Platyhelminthes, Cestoda, Cyclophyllidea, Hymenolepididae. The record is from the annotation of a GenBank genome assembly.